Oryzias latipes (Japanese medaka) is the source of this 971-nucleotide messenger RNA. Its product is annotated as ras-related protein rab7. Lineage: Eukaryota; Metazoa; Chordata; Actinopteri; Beloniformes; Adrianichthyidae. Gene Ontology annotation, biological process: phagosome-lysosome fusion; endosome to lysosome transport. The record is from RefSeq and is a predicted model, not a curated record. Gene Ontology annotation, cellular component: lysosome; phagocytic vesicle; late endosome. Gene Ontology annotation, molecular function: GTP binding; GTPase activity.
UUUUUUUUAACCUAGUAAGCUGGUCAAAUAUAAAACAAGUAAACGAUUUCAUUUCUUAAUUAUUUAAGGUUUCUUUUUCGCUGUGUCCACACUGUUUGAACGCACGCGGAGCCAAAAUCUACUUUAAAAAGUAACCGAUCUAAAUGGCCGGAUUGUUGUGGUGUUUUUUUCAGAGGAGGUCCCUUCCCUGAGAACAAAUCCCGCCUGUCAAUCUGUUCCAGUGAAACAUUGGCAGACCAAAGGAAAGCGGAUUAUUCUCAGCGGUACCUGAAGGCAUCUUAAACUCUGGAAAGCCAGGUGAAGUUUGUUGGUGUCGACAUGUCGGAGAAAACGGUUCCUCUGACGCUGAAAAUUAUCCUCAUAGGAAACUCUGGAGUGGGAAAGUCUUCCUUCAUGAACAGAUACGUCAAUCACCGCUUCACUAACGCGUACCGGGCCACGGUGGGAACGGACUUCUUCAGUAAAAAAACCGUCCUGGAUGGAGAGCCGGUCAUCCUGCAGAUCUGGGACACAGCAGGCACAGAGAGGUUCCAGUCUUUGGGUACACCCCUGUACAGAGGGAGCCACUGCUGCUUGCUGGUGUUCGAUGUCACUUCCUCUGCCAGCUUUGGGGCCCUGGAUGCGUGGAGGAAGGAGUUUCUGGUCCAGGGGGAGCCCCUGGAUCCAUCUGAUUUCCCUUUUAUUGUCCUGGGCAACAAAACCGACCUGAGCGACCGAGAGGUGUCGAGCAGGAAGGCCCAGCAGUGGUGUGAGGAGGUCGGAGCUGAGUACUUUGAAGGAAGCGCCAAAGCAGACGUGGACGUGGAGCCGCCUUUCAAUAGAGCGGCUAAGCUCGCCCUCCAGCAGUACAAAAAACACACAUUGGAAAAUACAGGACAUUUCCAGAUAACCUGCGAACAGCCGAGAAAAACUCGCGACACCUGCAUGUGCUGAGGGGAGCACUCUUCCCAGUGAUGGGGAGGGGUGGGGGG